Ooceraea biroi (clonal raider ant) is the source of this 2489-nucleotide messenger RNA. RefSeq names its product YLP motif-containing protein 1. Gene Ontology annotation, cellular component: extracellular region. The record is from RefSeq and is a predicted model, not a curated record. Gene Ontology annotation, molecular function: chitin binding. NCBI's taxonomy places the organism in Eukaryota, Metazoa, Arthropoda, Insecta, Hymenoptera, Formicidae.
AUGAAAGCAUCAAAAGUGACAUGGAUCUUCGUGAUUCUUGCUCUAGGAUUUGUCGACGCGGCCAGAAGGAGAGUCAGAUCCACGACGGCGACAGCGGUAAUGACGACGCCGGCGUCGUAUGCCGGUAAGCAUUUUGCAUUCGUUGGGCGAACCGAAGAACUAGAGAACCCAUGGAACAAAUUUGACCUCCAGAAACUGGAGUCUCGCUUGAAGGCUCGCUGGAGCAAUGCGAACAACACGUCGGAACGUUACGACGAGAUCCUUCUCAGCAGACAAUAUCCCGGACUUCCAGAGAACCCAGGCGACACAAACGAGCUUCCAAGUCCCAUUUCGCCGCCAGUGAAACCCAUAUUACCACCGCAACCUGCGCCAGGCUGCCUGGGCUUAAGAGGUCAAUAUCCAAGCCCGAAGAGUUGCGCCAAUUAUUUGAACUGCUGGGACGACGUGGUGGUCGAGCAGAUCUGCCCGGCCGGGCUACUCUUCAAUGAUGUUACCGGCUACUGCGACUUCGACUACAACGUGAAUUGCGGCAACAGACCGUCCGCCACGCCGAAACCGCAGUUGCCACCAGGAUCAAAAAUCUGUCCGGAUCCGAACGGGCGUUACAGAAGCUCGAGCAACUGUUCAGAAUUCUAUGUGUGUGUCGUAGGCAGGCCCAUCAAAUUCAACUGCUCUCGCGGUCUCGUUUACAAUGAUAUAUUAAACGUAUGCGACUAUCCGUAUAAUGUGGAUUGCAAGGGCGCAGCCACGCCAAAACCACCGAAACCUACACAACCGCCGACUCAACCUUCGCGUCCCCCAUCGCGUCCCACCUAUGCCCCACAACCACCCACUUAUGCACCACAACCGUCGACUAUCGCGCCUCAACCUCCAACUUAUCAACCCCAACCUACUUAUCAACCCCAACCUCCAACUUAUCAACCUCAACCUCAACCUCCCAAACCACCGACCUACCAGCCGCAACCCUAUCCACCACCAUCCCCCUCGUAUCCCAGUAAUCCCUGGCUGAACAAAGUCGAACUCGAUCCGUGGCAUCAGCGACAUCCAGCAAGCCAACUGGAGAUUGACAAGGAGAAACACAAACAAGAAACGCUAGCUGAUGAUCAACUGUUUGGUCAGCCUGCGAACGUAACUGAAACAUCCAGUUUAACGAACCCGUGGACCGUCUUUCAAGUGAUACCGCCCGAGCUGAUGAAUGCCCCGUGUAACAAUGGCGACAUGCAUCGACUCAACGACGCCUGUACCAACGUGGUGGUUUGUAGAAACAACAGGCCUCAGUUAAUAAGGUGUUCGACAGGAUUUUCAUAUGACAAGCCGUCGGACUCCUGCAGGCCUUUCAGCAUUGCCAAAUGGUGAGGCUUCCUUUGUUGUAUAAUAGUCUUCCUCACUUUUUAAAUAUAUACAUAUUGAAAGAAACAUGCGAUAUAUGUUAUAGAUGUAUGUAUAGAUUCUAGUGGAAUGACUUAAGCUGAGAAAAGAUACGUUUUUCUGUUCCAGCUAAUCAAAUGAAUUCUUUGAAAUUCAUGCUUUCGCUAGGAAGGACGCGCAUUGACUAAACUUCAAUAAAAUAAUACUUUUACUAAAUCAGCAUGUUGAUUAUCAUCUGUCAGUUGCUCAUCAGUGCAAUAAUAUUUAAUUAAAGUUUUAAGCAAUAACUAAAAGAAAUUAUUAGUAAGUAAAUUUAAAGAUAAUUUCUCGAUAAUAAUCCAAGAGAGUUUGAUGAACAGACAGCAAGUAAAAAAUUAAUUAUUUUCAUUUAAUUGAGUAUCUUCUGCAAUAUACAUAUAUUUACACUCACUCAUAAUAUAGCAUCUUGUAGAAAAGUAAAAGGGAACUUUUGAUUGAAAUCAUAAUCAGAUCUGUAAAUAAAUAUAAGCUAAAAUUGUUAUAUGCUUUUCACAUAUUUUCCCAACUUCUUCAAUUGGAUUUGUAGAUGAAUAUAAAUGAUUAAAGUAGUAUCAAAAAAUUUCGAUAGAAGAAUAUGUUCUAAUAAACAUUAACAAAGAAACGAUAGAAACAAAUAAAAUUAAGCAAUUUGAAAAAUUCGCCGGAAAUUAUUUUUAUGAGAAAUUCCCAUUGCUGGUAAAUGGUUAGCAGAUGACAUGCAAUCCAGAAACUUUACAUCAGAGGCACCAGAUUGCAGCACACACUCUUCAGAUUCUUCAGGUUCAAAAGCAAGAAGUUCGACCAAUAUAUAUAUGAACAACCGGAGAACAUGACCAAAGAACGGGAAGAUAAGAGAUGUAUCCAAUUAGAGAUUGAAAAAAUUAUUAUAGAUAAAUUGGAGCAUGAAUAAUUCAUACAAAUGUUAUCUCAUAAGAUGUAUUGCUCAUGAUCAGUUGUGGCAACAUCAAGGUGAUCUAUAUAAUUCUAUAUAAUAGAGUGUUCCAGGAGAAAAAGUUAACAUUCUCGGAAAUGAUAGUAUCGGUCAUUUUAAGCAAAAAUGUAUAUACGAAAAAAAGAAAAUAAAAAAGGUAUAUUGAUAUUAA